Anastrepha ludens (Mexican fruit fly) is the source of this 1789-nucleotide messenger RNA. RefSeq names its product bcl-2-related ovarian killer protein (gene Buffy). Bases 807 to 1658 code for a protein of 283 amino acids. Gene Ontology annotation, cellular component: mitochondrial outer membrane. The transcript is spliced from 6 exons. Gene Ontology annotation, molecular function: protein homodimerization activity; protein heterodimerization activity. Gene Ontology annotation, biological process: intrinsic apoptotic signaling pathway in response to DNA damage; regulation of apoptotic process; extrinsic apoptotic signaling pathway in absence of ligand. The record is from RefSeq and is a predicted model, not a curated record. Lineage: Eukaryota; Metazoa; Arthropoda; Insecta; Diptera; Tephritidae.
UACUAUAUUUACUAGCGUUUACAAGUUUUUAGCCACCGUGUUCAUUACUGGCUAAGGUCUCAUUUUAGCCAUCGACUGCUAGGUACGAAAUAUCGUUUGGCGUUGAGCGCUCUGGAGUUUUCAUUGAGCAGCCAAAGUGCGCGGACGUUUCAUUGAACGCUUGCGGCUGUGUCGGUUAGCCAAUUGAUUGGAGUGUGCGCGGAAAAUACAAGAAUUUGAAAAUGAAUGCAUUAUAAAAAAUAGACUAAUGUUUAGGCAUUAUCGGUAAACAAUAUUAAAGCAGAUUAACUGAGUAAGUGACUAAUGCCGCCAGGGUUCGACUACAAAACUGAUGUAAUUGAAAAUAAGAAAUAAAAUUAAGUUGAAAAAAGGCGCAGAACUCAUUGCCUUCCGUCGUGUGCAUAACCACUUAAUAGCAAUUACAACAAUAACAAUAACAAUACGACAGGCAAUGUAUAGCGGUAUCACCGGCUGAUAGCAUGCAUGCAUACAUACACACACCUGUAAAUAGAUUUGGUUGUGAAAAGCUAAAUUUAUUUAUCAUUUCAAUGAUAAAUUAAAUGAACAAAUAUCGGCAAUAAACAAAAAUUUUUAUGAACUCACGCGUUGUUCGAUUUAUCCACCACCACCAGGCUACACCGCCUCAGGCUACGCAACCAGCAAACAGCAACUCUACCACCAACCAACAACACCGCAGUCGUCGCUACUUCGUGGCUUGUUGUGGGUGGCAGCAGUGAGUGCAGUUAAAGCAUUUAGGCCAGUGAAUUUGUGUGCCGUAUUUGGAAGCGGAUUUGUUGGCAUAAACAAUGAACAGUGAUAAUUUCGGCUUUCCCACACAAAGCGAACGCCUGUUGCAAGCGCAGAAUAGACGUAAAUUCAGUUUUCCAGCAACACUUAGUUCUGCCUCACUGUUGGAGGUCAAUCAGAAUAUAACACGGCGUCGUCUCAGCAAUGUGAGCGACGUUGUCACACGCAAAUUGUCCUAUACGAUCGGCUGGAAGGCGACGCAAAUACCCACGCAAGAUAUCAUAUCACAGGGUCGUUGCAUCUGUGGCCAGUACAUACGACGACGCUUGCGCCGAUCUGGCUUGUUCAAUAAGAAAUUGGGCUUUCAGCGCAUACGCAGCAUACUUGGCACCUCCUCCAUGGACAUAGUGCGUGACGUCUUUCCCGCUGUGAUGGUGCUGGGUGACGAGUUGGAGCGCAUGCAUCCACGCAUCUACACAGGAGUCGCAAGACAAAUUUGUCGCGCUCCAAGCGGUGAAUUUCAUUCUGCCGAAACGAUUACGCUUCUCUUAGGUGCUGUAGGACGUGAUCUAUUUCGGUCUGAAAUAACUUGGAGUAAGGUGAUUUCAUUAUUUGCCAUUGCCGGCGGCCUUUCAGUGGAUUUUGUGCGUCAAGGUCACCCGGAAUAUGUUCCGAAAUUAGUAGACGGCGUUUCGGAAGUGAUCGAGGAUGAACUGGUAUCGUGGAUCAAUGAGAAUGGCGGUUGGCUUGGCCUUAACACACACGUAUUGCCGGUGACGAGUAAUUUUAGUCCAUUGGAAUGGACUACCAUUGUUAUUGGCUGUAUUUUCGGCAUAUUUGUACUAUAUAUGUUCUUAAGAUUCAUAUUUUUCUAUUUGGUACCGAAAGUGUAUCUACGUCUGACAUCAUAGCAAUUACUAUAAAAUACAACUUACAUUUAUUUAGUUUUAAUUACUUAAAAAAAAAAGUAUUUCUUAAUGUGGUUAAAAACUAAGCUAACUAGUAAAUAAUAUAAUAAAUAAAAAAUGUGUUAAAAAAAAAU